AUGGUCACUGUGACUCCAUUCCUGGUAUCGUUGCUUUCUCUAUUGUCGACUUGCUUCUCGUUUGACAUGCCAAGUCUUCGCAUGAUUCGAGGCAAAGAGAGGGAAGUAGUGGCCCGUACAAUGCUGAACUUCCAGCCGCCUCGUCUAGACGUUUUAUACAGAGACUAUCAGUAUCCACCAGAUCGCUCUGCAAUCAGGCCAAUGGUAGUCUUCGACGGAAGAUUGUACUCAAUGCACCGCUGA
Ostertagia ostertagi is the source of this 243-nucleotide messenger RNA. The record is from the annotation of a GenBank genome assembly. Lineage: Eukaryota; Metazoa; Nematoda; Chromadorea; Rhabditida; Trichostrongylidae.